Mesocestoides corti is the source of this 420-nucleotide messenger RNA. The record is from the annotation of a GenBank genome assembly. NCBI's taxonomy places the organism in Eukaryota, Metazoa, Platyhelminthes, Cestoda, Cyclophyllidea, Mesocestoididae.
AUGGAGAACGUACUUCCAGCUUCGGUAAAAACUAUUUAUAAGGAGAUCAGAGAGAUACAAGAGGACAAAAUCGAUGGAAUUCAAUUAAUACUGAAUGACGAAGAUAUUUCCGAUAUCCAGACUAUUCGCUGUUUAUUGAUUGCUCCAAAUCCCGAAUCUGCUCUCAACGAAGAGGCGGGUCGGCUGUUGUUAGAGGACUAUGAAGAGUAUACUCGAUUGGCUAAGGUGUACACAGAAAUUCAUGCUCCUAAACCCGAAAACCGAGCACAACUUUGCGCUGCUAGUGAGGCAUCAAAUGAUGCGGCUAAAGUAGAAGCUCCCGUACUUCGGGAUUCCAACGGUCAAUCCAGUGGCAGACCUGUUCGUGCGAAGCCAAAGAAGAAGAUGUCUACGAUGAAAAAGAUGUUGAUGCGCCUGUAG